This is a messenger RNA of Penicillium canariense, 1197 nucleotides long. Its product is annotated as phosphopantothenate--cysteine ligase CAB2. Bases 1 to 1197 code for a protein of 398 amino acids. Gene Ontology annotation, cellular component: nucleus; cytoplasm. Gene Ontology annotation, biological process: coenzyme A biosynthetic process. The transcript has a single exon. The record is from RefSeq and is a predicted model, not a curated record. Gene Ontology annotation, molecular function: phosphopantothenate--cysteine ligase activity. NCBI's taxonomy places the organism in Eukaryota, Fungi, Ascomycota, Eurotiomycetes, Eurotiales, Aspergillaceae.
AUGGCCCCCUCACUUGGCGACAUGGAGCCCGCGGAAGCGGAGUCCGCGUACUUCAAUGAAUACCCACCGCCAAAGGCGCUUCCCAAUCACGAAGCGCUGGCCCGCGCGUUCAUCGAGCGUCAUGUGGAAGCCAACCGGCGCGUGGUACUCGUGACCUCUGGUGGAACAACGGUGCCUCUGGAGACACAGACCGUGCGAUUCAUCGACAAUUUCUCCGCCGGUACCCGUGGUGCCACGUCCGCGGAGUACUUCCUCGAGCAAGGAUAUGCGGUAAUCUUUCUGCAUCGCCAGUACAGUCUCCUGCCGUACUCGCGACACUACAGUCACUCCACAAAUUGUUUCUUGGAUUUCAUGGAUGAGGCGCCGCCUACGUCCGAGUCAGAAAAUCCCGAUCAUGGCCGCAUCGUGGUGCGUAGCGAGUACCAAGACGAGAUGCGCGAUGUGCUGCGUAAAUAUCGCUAUGCCAAGCAAAAUAAUUUGCUGCUGUUGCUCCCAUUCACCACCGUCUCCGAAUACAUGUUCGAGCUGCGGUCAUUAGCAAAGCUGAUGCGCCCGUUGGGUCCCAAUGCGCUUUUCUAUCUCGCGGCCGCAGUCAGCGACUUCUUCAUUCCUCAUAACCGCAUGGCCGAACACAAGAUCCAGUCCUCCGAAAUCCCAAGUUGCUUCGAUAAGGAAAGUGCCAUUGGGUCGGAUGAAAUCUACACCGGCGAAAACGAAAACGAGCCACCGAGGAGUCACAAGAAGCUUGUCAUUGACCUCGACCCGGUCCCCAAGUUCCUGCACCGCCUCGUCGAUGGCUGGGCUCCUGAUGGAAGUAUGGUCGUCUCGUUCAAGCUCGAGACAGACCCCACGCUGCUCGUAUACAAAGCGAAGACGGCACUCCAACGGUACUCGCACCAUCUGGUGAUUGGCAACCUGCUGUCUACGAGAAAGUGGGAAGUUGUUUUCAUUACGCCCGACCCGCCAUACGAGAAAUGGAUUCGCGUCCCCAAAGCUCGGCGCAGCAAGAGUAUUUCUGGCGUGGAGGAUCAAGUUGGACUGGCUGAGAUCAAAAAAGGCCGCUCUGCGCCAGCCCCAGAGGCAGACCAGCCUCCUCCGCUCCAAGCUGGAGGGGGCCUCGAGAUCGAAAGUAUUAUCAUCCCGGAAUUGGUUAAACUGCAUGAAAACAUGAUUAAGAAGACGACAAAUGCUUCAUAG